CUGCAUUAGAAACAUCGGAACAAUCAGAAUACUGUUUAAGGGUCGUGAAAAAUUAUUCGUUCCAAGGCGUUGUUUGUUAAUCAGCAACUGUUUCAGUUCAGAUCCGGUAACAUUCACAUACAGUGAAUAUUAAUUGAAGAUAUCCUCGUUAGAAAAUGGGAAAAAAUAAACAUGAUCUGGAGGACACUUCUGAUGACGAGUUUGUUGUGGAAACUGACACAGCCGUAGAAGAAGCUACAACCAUUCAAAGACUGAAAGAAUUUUCUUUCUAUCUAGUAGAGAAUAUUGAACUGAACCUCAAUUUGUUUCUCAAACUCUUAGAAGAAAGGGACGUCCCUGCCAAGCAAAAUAGUCUCUAUGUUACUGGACUGAGUCUAGCCCUAAAGGCAAUACCAAAAAUUGGAACUGGAGCCAGUGGCGCCCUUAGUAGUGGUGAAAAAUGGAUGCUCAACAAAAUUGAUAAGAAAAGUUCUAGAACCCUAGCCGAAAUUGUAUAUUAUUACAGUGACAACAAAGAAACGUUCAGGAAAAUAUUGAUUGAAUCUGCCGUUGAUAUUUUUUACAGCUUCGAAGAUCAGUUCAGAAAGCUGAGUUGCAAAGGGGGAGAAAAACGAGCAAUGCAAAAAUUAGCAAAGGAUGCCGUUGAUAGAAUAUUCUAUUAUUUCUUGGAGACAGAACAGAAAAGAGAUGUUACCAGGGAUGAAGUUACAAAAGGCGUUAUUUACGGAGAAUCGAGACGAAACUUGAAAGGGAUAAGACAAGGAAAUGAGGUUCAGAAUAAUGAAAUCAAGUGGAAAACUUGUAAAUUGUACACAAAAGUGGGAAUAGUUCUUGUCGACGAACACAAAUUUUACAGAGGUGAAAAUACCCAUACUAAAAAGUAUGGUCACCGCCGACUUUUUCCUUGGGAGAAUUCGGAUGACAUCAAAAAAACCUGGUAUGACGACGACUUCGUGGAACUGCCCAAAUAUACUUUAAAUAUAAAGGACGACUUGAUAAAAUCUAUAACUGAAUACAUCAUGUCAAAAAACACUUUUGAAGAAGCUAAACUGGAGAGGUUGAAAUACAGUGAACAAGCCGCAAGCGACAGGGAAGAGAAGCAAGAAGAAGUUCUUCAAGCGCUCGCAGACCAUUUCAAAGACAUGCUGGACGAAAUGGAAGUGCAAUUUCAAGAAAUCGCGGUGAAAAAUCGAGUAGAUAAUUCCCUUCUAGAAGAAAUUUCUAAAAAACAGGAUCAAGGCAACAGUUCGCAGGCAGAAAUAAUCGUAAAACUUGGAGAAAUCCAUAGCGAUGUAACAGAAACCAAACAUGUUCAGAUCGCAACAGCCGAAACAACUGAAGCUAUUAGAAGUGAAGUGAUUGUAAUCAAAAGUAACCAAGAAGAAAUGGCUGGUGCAAUGGUUAGAACCGAACAAGUUGAAGAAAUUGUCAAGUCUCAAACGAAAGAUAAUGUUAAAGAUAGUCUGAAAGACGUAAUUCGUGAUACGCUAAGAGAAAACGACCCAGGACCUAAAAUACAUGCUGAGAUUGAUAGAGCGGCAGAAAGACUGAAGAAAAAUGUUCCCAGGGAACUGAAAAAGUUUGAACAGAAACUCAGAAAAUUGUUUUGAAAUAUAUUAAAAUUAUUAGGAACAUGUGACCAUUUUGCUAGUAUAUUUUUUAUACAAUGUUUUAUUUGUCGGAAAAAUAUUUCCAGAACACGAAUAAAAUAAAAGAGUCUUCACUUA
This is a messenger RNA of Leptinotarsa decemlineata (Colorado potato beetle), 1727 nucleotides long. RefSeq lists its product as uncharacterized. Lineage: Eukaryota; Metazoa; Arthropoda; Insecta; Coleoptera; Chrysomelidae. The record is from RefSeq and is a predicted model, not a curated record.